AUGAGCGACGGCGGCGCCGAGGCGGCCGCUUGCCUGGGGCUCGUGGCCAGGAGGAUCCGUAAAAUCUUCGGGCAUUUCCGCAGGGCUAAAAUUAAAAGGAUCAUCGGGGCACGAAAGCGGGAGCGGGUGGUGGUGACGGCCAAGAGGCUCUGGAAAAGCGGGAUCGCGGAGAGGCAGGGCCGGGAGCAGCCAACGCUGAGCGCUGUGGAGCAGAUCCGUGUGCGAGGCUACUGCAGCCUGGAUGAAGACCUCGAGGAUUGCUUCUUCACGGCCAAAACCUCCUUCUUCCGCAGCGCGCCGAGCAAAACCCCUGCAAAGAAUGUAGCAAAAACCUUGGAAGAAGAAAAACGGGCACCUCCAACCGUUCAGGAGAUCAAGCAGAGGAUCGAGAAGUACAACGCGAAGGUGACCAACUGCCUGCUCAUGAAGCUGAAUGAUGAUGGCACCUACACGGGCUUCAUCAAAGUGCACCUGAAACUGCGGCGUCCCGUGACGGUGCCGGCGGGGAUCCGGCCGCAGUCCAUUUACGAUGCCCUCAAGGAGGUGAACCUGGCUGACAUGACGGACAAGAGGACGUCCUUCUACCUGCCGCUGGAUGCCAUCAAGCAGCUGCACAUCAGCAGCACCACCACGGUGAGCGAGGUCAUCCAGGGGCUCCUGAAGAAGUUCAUGGUGGUGGAUAACCCCCAGAAGUUUGCACUUUUCAAGGAGAUGCGGAAAGACGGGCAAG
Molecule: messenger RNA, 730 nt
Organism: Tinamus guttatus (white-throated tinamou)
Lineage: Eukaryota; Metazoa; Chordata; Aves; Tinamiformes; Tinamidae
Source: RefSeq, a predicted model, not a curated record